CACUCGCCGAUUAACUGCCUCCGCCGAGCCGCUUGUUUGACUUGUCCACCCGCCACUCCACCGGCGCCGGCGGCUAUAUAUGGCGCGCCCCGCCUCACCCUCACGAGCCAAGCCGGGCCGCCACCUCACCUCAGCUCCUACCUUCUUCCUCGUCAGCGCGCGGGAGCCGGCCGGGGAUAGGAGGAUGGGCGCGACGCUGCUGCAGGCGGUGGCGGCGCUGGUGGGCCGGCUGCAGCGGGCGGCGCGGAGGAUGGCGGCCGGCAAGGGGUCGCCGCCCCGCGCCGCCGUGGCGCCGAAGAAGACGUUCUCGCCGCUGGCGCCGGCCGGGAGGGCGGCCAGGGAGGCCGAGGCCGGGGUGUGGAGGAAGGAGAUCCUCAUGGGGGAGCGCUGCCAGCCGCUCGACUUCUCCGGGGUCAUCUACUACGAUGCCGAGGGCCGCCGCCUCGCGCAACCGCCGCCGCCGCGGUCGCCCAUGCGCAGCCCGCUCCCGGCCUCGCCCAGGGUCGCCGCCGCCAACGCCAACGCCCGCGCCUACUACUAGCAGCUGCUCUCUAGGCAGGGAUGGCAAAGCUUGCUCUGUUUUUGUUGGGGGUGAGGCAGAGUGUGUGUCUGCUUGGGGAUUGUAGCUCGACGCCUGCCUGUACAUGGUAAUGAUCUUGGUGUUCCUCUUCUUCUUCUUCUUCUUUUUUGUUUUCUUUCUGUUUUUUUCGUUGGUGCUGUAAUUCUAGGAUAUGCAACAAGAGCUCAUUGAGUUGAGGACUAUACUGUCCGAUUUGCAGCUUUUCA
Molecule: messenger RNA, 786 nt
Organism: Panicum virgatum (switchgrass)
Lineage: Eukaryota; Viridiplantae; Streptophyta; Magnoliopsida; Poales; Poaceae
Exons: 1
Coding region: 80-541 (153 amino acids)
Source: RefSeq, a predicted model, not a curated record